CAAGCUGGAACGCGCAUGCUCAGUCUAGCUAAGUGUACAGCUUUCAUACCGACUUCAGUUUACAACGACUCAUUCCGUUAUAAACACUACCGAGUGGAUACGAAGUACCCUACUGCAAAAGGAUUUUCGCUACAGGUAUAUGUAGGCCUAACGACUGCAUUUAAUCGACUCUUCGGUCGCAGCAUGGCCUCUGAAUCCGUUACGCGCUUUGAUUUUCUGGUGAUUGGCGGAGGAUCCGGAGGGCUGGCCGGUGCGCGCCGGGCGGCUGAACUCGGUGCCACUGCUGCCGUCAUCGAAAGUCACAAACUCGGAGGUACCUGCGUGAAUGUUGGUUGUGUUCCAAAAAAGGUAAUGUGGAACACAUCCACCCAUGCAGAGUAUCUCCAUGAUCAUGAAGACUAUGGGUUUGAGGGGGCAAAAGCACAUUUCAACUGGCAGCUCAUUAAACGCAAAAGGGAUGCUUACGUUAGUCGCCUAAAUCAGAUUUACCGGAACAACCUUGACAAGGCCAAAAUUGAGUCCAUUCAUGGCUAUGCAAGGUUCACAGAUGAUCCUGAACCUACUGUUGAAGUCAAUGGAAAAAAAUACACGGCUCCUCAUAUCUUAAUCGCCACUGGUGGCCACCCGUCCACUGUCAGUGAGAAUGAUGUUCCAGGAGCCAGUUUAGGCAUUACCAGUGAUGGAUUCUUUGAACUUGAGUCUUGCCCUAAACGUAGUGUGAUAGUUGGGGCAGGAUAUAUUGCUGUGGAGAUGGCUGGUAUCCUUUCCACUCUGGGGUCUAAAACAUCCAUCAUCAUACGGCAAGGAGGGGUACUGAGGAACUUCGAUGCCUUGAUAAGCUCAAAUUGCACAAAAGAAUUGCAAAAUCAUGGUAUUGAUUUACGGAAAAAUUCUCAGGUGAGGUCAGUGAAGAAAACUGACCAAGGCCUUUCUGUUACGCUGGUGACAAAAGAUCCUGACGACAAAGAUGCACAGGAGAAGUAUGAUACCAUCCAUGAGGUGGACUGUCUGCUCUGGGCUAUUGGCAGGGAACCCAACACCGCUGGCCUCAAUCUCAGAUCAAUAGGUGUGAAGCUUGAUGAAAGGGAACAAAUCGUGGUGGAUGAGUUCCAGAACACCACUCGUGCAGGUGUCUAUGCAGUUGGGGAUGUUUGUGGGAGAGCUCUUCUUACACCUGUUGCUAUUGCUGCUGGCAGAAAGCUUGCUCACCGGCUGUUUGAGGGCAAAGCAGACUCCAAAAUCAGUUAUGAUAAUAUCCCUACUGUUGUGUUCAGCCACCCACCUAUUGGCACAGUGGGACUAACUGAAGAUGAAGCAAUCAAGACCUGGGGAAAGGACAAUGUGAAGGUUUAUACCACUUCUUUCACCCCCAUGUAUUAUGCCAUCACCACUCGAAAGAGUCAGUGCAUCAUGAAGUUGGUGUGUGCUGGCAAAAAUGAGAAGGUGGUUGGUCUCCACAUGCAGGGUUUUGGCUGUGAUGAGAUGCUUCAGGGUUUUGCUGUGGCCGUUAACAUGGGAGCUACUAAAGAAGACUUUGACAGAACCAUUGCCAUCCACCCAACGUCCUCAGAGGAGCUAGUAACUCUGCGCUAAUCGAGUGUUCGUAUUUCAAGAUGAAGCUUUGUUCCAAUCUAAACAAUAAAAAAAAAUCUAUUUCUUUGACUAUUCUCCCAACAUUAGUAUUUUGUAAUGACAAGAAGCAUAUAUUUGGUUUGUUUUAUCUCUGGGGUCAUGUAUUAUCACCAGUGAUUAAGAAAGACACAAUACUACCGUUCAUCAGGCUGUGUCUCUUGUACAUUACAUUGUUGUACCCCAUCACCCCGGUAUUAUUGUUUGAUUGGAACAGGGUCAGAUGAAGACUUGAAGCUAAAAGUGAAAUUAAAUCUGUUUAUAGUCAAACACUGUCGCUUAACCUUUACAUUUUUAAAGGUUGCUUGGAUUCAGAGAGUUGAUUUCAGUUGUAGAGGGUAGUAGGUAGGGCUUACUUAAUAUAUGUAAAAUAAAAUUGUGGAUAUGCACAGUUCAGCACUUGGGCAUACACCCAUAAAUACAUUUACAAAACAAA
Molecule: messenger RNA, 2065 nt
Organism: Carassius gibelio (silver crucian carp)
Lineage: Eukaryota; Metazoa; Chordata; Actinopteri; Cypriniformes; Cyprinidae
Product: glutathione reductase, mitochondrial
Exons: 15
Coding region: 16-1593 (525 amino acids)
Biological process (GO): glutathione metabolic process; cellular response to oxidative stress; cell redox homeostasis
Cellular component (GO): mitochondrion; cytosol
Molecular function (GO): glutathione-disulfide reductase (NADPH) activity; flavin adenine dinucleotide binding; NADP binding
Source: RefSeq, a predicted model, not a curated record